AUGUGUGUAUUCCGGAAUUUUAAAAGAGGUUUAUGGUGGGAGGGGGGCAUAUGGAAACCGCUGAAUGCGAUAACAGUACAAAUCGCAUCGAACGAUGGAUGGUUUAAGCUUCUUUGUCUACUCUACCAAUUUUCUGUAAAUCGGAUCCGGCAGAUCAACAGCUUUGCUAAUGACAGCACUCCACAUGCAGGAAUUCAGAGUGCCAAGCCGAUCUCUGAUUUUGACCUGGAGAAAAGAAUACCAGCAGCAAACAAUCUGGUACAGCUUGACUCUUCCAAAACACAUAUGUCAUCAAAAGGAGUAGGAAAACUUCAUUUGAUUGAUGGAAAUGUUGAUACAAACAAAUAUUUGGCAAUUUUAGAAGAAUCGCUUUUACCAGUGAUGGAAGAAUGUUUGACAUCCGGCCAAGAUUUUGAGUUUCAGCAAGAUGGUGCAGCGUGCCAUACCUCAAAAAAGGCUAUAAAAUGGAUGGAAGAAAAUAAUGGACCACUUUUGAAAUGGAAAUUAAUGAUGAUGGAUCCCUCGAGCACUAAGAACUCCGGACGUGAACUCACUCCACUCUCGGAAUGUCCGGGUGGAGGGUGGGCUAGAGGGAACAACAUCGAAGAUAAAAUUUGUUUUACGAACAUCUGCGGGAUUAACAGCAACAUUGAUGCUAAAGGGGGAGUUGUGGCUUUUGUCCGCAGCAGCCUUUCCUGCUCCAGAGAUGUUUCUUUGGAAUCAGACCGGAAGGACAUUCUGUGGCUUCGCCUCAACUCCAAAACAUCACCCAAAUCUAUUUGCUGCCCUUAUCGCUCCCCUUCGGACCAUAACUGGGAUGACCUACUCGAAUACCUCGCCGUACAGAUCGACUUCCUGACCAUCAAUCAUCCCGCUUCAGAGGUAGUUCUUCUCGGUGAUUUCAAUGCCCAUAACGAGCUUUGGUUGGGCUCAAACAAGACCGACCCAGCAGGUCGUGCCCUGCUGGAUCUCGUUCUGACCACGCAUCCUGUCCCUUACAGCACUGCUGUCCUGUCCCCCCUGGGUAACUCAGACCACGAACCCGCUGUGGCAGCAGAAACUCGUACAGGCCGCAAAACUUGGCAUUACGGACAUGCCGACUGGGAGGGGAUCAGAGAUUUCUUCUCUUGCUUUCCUUGGAAAGAUGUCUCUUUCACUGACGCGGAUGCGUCGGCUGUCUGUUCUUCGAUAACCGAAAUUAUCCACGUCGGAAUGGAGGAAUACAUCCCUCACACAGUGAAAGUGCCUAGACCAGGGUCCAACGGCUGGUUUAACAAAUCGUGUGACGCUGCUCGCCAGCAGAAGAUCAAGUCCGACAGAACCUUCUUACACAACCCCACUGUAGAGAACAGACAAGCCAACGUUGAGUCCAGAAACAAAUAUAAAGCAGCGGUUCGCAAUGCCAAAAACCAGCACGAUAUAAAAGUUAGGCACAGGGUAAUGGCGCAGCGCAAUGGUAGUCGGUCUUUCUGGACGCUGGCCAAGCAGAUUGAAAAGAACUUCUCACACAGUAGCCUUCCACCACUUACGGGUGAGGAUGGAACUAUUGUAUUCAACUCAAAGGCCAAGGCGGAAGUGCUAGCCAAGAUCUUUGCUGCCAACUCCACCAUGGACAUCCCCCCCAACGCCCAAGUGCCGUCAAUUGAAAGGGUUCCCUACACUAUGCGGGAGGUAACAUUCAGGCAUAAGACCGUAAGACGAGUGCUCUUGUUGCUCGACAUCAACAAAGCUUCUGGUCCGGACUUGAUUCCUGCCAUUGUACUGAAGAGGUGUGCACCGGAGCUUGCUCCAAUAUCUUAUGAAUCCGUCACCUUCCCAGAAAACCGGAAAUUUGCUCAUCUCUCUUCUGUUUUAAGUAAGGUGAUGGAGAGGUGCAUAAGUCGCAAGCUUCUGGACUACCUCGAACGUCACGGCUUGAUUAACGACAGGCAGUAUGGUUUCCGGCACCAACGAUCCACAGGGGACCUCCUAGCUUACGUCACUCAAUUGUGGAGUAAACUCAUCAAGUCUUAUGGUGAGGCUCAUGCCGUUGCUCUUGACAUCACGAAAACGUUCGAUCAGCUGUGGCACGCUGCCCACUUAAGCAAACUUCCAUCCUAUGGCCUCCCAGAAAAGCUUUGCAGAUGGGCGGCUGACUUUAUCUCUGGCCGCAAGAUAUCCGUCGUAAUUGACGGGUUCUCCUCAUCAUCCCACAACGUCAACGCGGGUGUUCCCCAGGGAUCGGUCUUGGCUCCGGCACUGUUUCUCUUACAUAUCAACGACCUCCUUUCCUGCACGAUCAACCCAAUCCACAGCUUCGCUGAUGACAGCACUCUACAUGCAGGAAUUCAGUGUGACAAGCGGAUCUCUGCCGCUGAGUUGGAAAAAAGAAGACUAGCGAUGACAAGAGACCUGGAGGCUAUCACUGCUUGGGGACGCUACAAUCUUGUACAGUUCAAUGCUUCCAAAACGCAGUACUGUACCUUGACGAACAAAAAGCGACCCUGCGCUCACCCGGUUUCGAUGGAUGCUCGAAUUCUGCCAAAGAGCCAUUCAUUUCGGCUGGUCGCAGUCCAGAUCACGGAGGAUCUGAUCUGGCACGAACACAUCUCGUCAAUAGCAGCAGCUGCUGGGAAAAAGCUAGGCUAUUUGUUUAGGGCUAAGAAGUACUUUUCUCCGCAUGACCUUCUCACUCUAUACAAGGCCCAGAUAAGGCCUAGCCUCGAGUAUUGCUCACUCGUUUGGGGUUCUGCCGCCCCGACUAUAUCUAUGCUCUAUGCUGUCCAGACGAGGGCGGUCCGACUGAUCGAUGACUCUUCUCUAAGAGACAGUCUCGGGACUCUUUCGCACUGGCGGGCUGAAGCUUUUCCCAGUUCUAUUAACCUUAGGCACCAUAAUAGAAAAUAA
Molecule: messenger RNA, 2886 nt
Organism: Acanthoscelides obtectus
Lineage: Eukaryota; Metazoa; Arthropoda; Insecta; Coleoptera; Chrysomelidae
Source: the annotation of a GenBank genome assembly